Molecule: messenger RNA, 2804 nt
Organism: Syzygium oleosum
Lineage: Eukaryota; Viridiplantae; Streptophyta; Magnoliopsida; Myrtales; Myrtaceae
Product: beta-xylosidase/alpha-L-arabinofuranosidase 2-like
Exons: 7
Coding region: 290-2629 (779 amino acids)
Biological process (GO): xylan catabolic process; arabinan catabolic process
Cellular component (GO): plant-type cell wall
Molecular function (GO): xylan 1,4-beta-xylosidase activity; alpha-L-arabinofuranosidase activity
Source: RefSeq, a predicted model, not a curated record
CUUUAUCCGCUAGUGCACUAUCACCAGUAUAUGUACAGAUGUAUUAGAUUCUCCCCUGUUAGGCAUCCUCCUCUUUAGCCCGAGCGCCAUUCAUUGCCGCCUCAGUUUUCUUCUUCUCCUUCUUCUUCCUCGUCCCAAUUUAGACAUUUCCAGUCACGGGCUGCUACAAAACAAGCGCCCUUUUGCUCUGUUCACCACCACAUUCCGCCCUUAUAUAAGCCCCGCGAGUCGUUCGUCGCUCCUUGCUUAGGGAGUUGCUUUUCGGGAGGUCGCGCGCCCCUCUCCCAACAUGAGCCCCGCCCGGAACGGAGCGCCGGAGGUGUCCCCUGUCUUGCUCUGCCUCUGCUGCAUUCAUGUGUUCUUGUCGUGCGCCGUCUUUAGCUCCCGGUUCGUCGCUGGCCAGCCGCCGAAGCCGGUCUUCGCGUGCGACGUGGACGGCGACCCGAGCCUCGCUGCCUUCGGGUUCUGCAACGCGUCGUUGGGAGUCGAGGCGCGGGUGGCGGACCUGGUGAAGCGGCUGACCCUGCAGGAGAAGAUCGGAUUCCUGGUGAACAGCGCCGGCAAUGUGGACCGCCUGGGGAUCCCCAAGUACGAGUGGUGGUCGGAGGCGCUGCACGGGGUGUCGUACGUCGGGCCCGGGACGAAGUUCUCGAGCCUCGUCCCGGGGGCGACGAGCUUCCCUCAGGUCAUCCUGACGGCGGCCUCGUUCAAUGCCACCCUGUUCGAGAUCAUUGGGAAGGUGGUUUCGACAGAAGCCCGGGCGAUGCACAAUGUGGGGUUAGCCGGAUUAACGUUUUGGUCUCCAAAUGUCAACAUAUUCAGAGACCCGAGAUGGGGACGGGGCCAGGAAACCCCGGGGGAAGACCCGCUGCUCUCGAGCAAGUACGCAUCGGGUUAUGUCAGAGGGCUACAACAGAGCGAUGACGGAAAUGCAGACCGGCUUAAGGUCGCUGCGUGUUGCAAACAUUAUACUGCGUACGACCUUGAAAACUGGAAAGGUGUCGAUCGCCUCCACUUCAAUGCUGUGGUAACACAACAAGAUUUAGAUGAUACGUUUCAACCGCCGUUCAAGAGUUGUGUCCUCGACGGCAAUGUCGCGAGUGUGAUGUGCUCCUUCAACCAGGUUAAUGGCAUACCAACGUGUGCAGACCCGGACCUUCUCGCCGGGGUUAUCCGAGGAAAAUGGAAAUUAAACGGAUACAUAGUUACGGAUUGCGAUUCGGUGGACGUGUUCUAUAAUUCCCAACACUAUACUAAAACACCAGAAGAGGCUGUAGCUAAGGCCAUUUUGGCAGGGUUGGAUCUCAAUUGCGGAUCUUUCCUUGGCCAACACACCGAAGCGGCGGUGAAAGGUGGACUGUUGGAUGAAUCGGAAGUCGACAGGGCCGUCUCUAACAAUUUUGCCACGCUGAUGAGGCUCGGCUUCUUCGACGGCGAUCCUAGGAAGCAGCUGUACGGAAAGCUCGGCCCGGACGACGUGUGCACACCGAGCAACCAGGAGCUCGCCCGCGAAGCCGCGAGGCAAGGGAUUGUGUUGCUCAAGAACAAGGCAGGAUCGUUGCCCCUGUCCUCGACCGCCAUAAAGUCCUUGGCGGUGAUCGGACCAAAUGCCAAUGUCACGAAGACCAUGAUCGGGAACUACGAAGGAACUCCUUGCAAAUACGUGACGCCUUUGCAAGGCCUAGCAGCCGUCCUUUCGACAACAUACGUGGCCGGCUGCGCGGACGUGGGAUGCGGCACGGCCCAAACAGACGAUGCGAAGAAAGCUGCGGCUUCGGCGGAUGCAACGGUGCUUGUGAUGGGCGCCGACCAGUCGAUCGAGAGAGAGGGUGUUGACCGGGUCGACAUCCACCUCCCAGGCCAGCAGUCGCUCUUGGUCUCCGAAGUGGCGAAUGUGUCGAAGGGGCCUGUGAUCCUCGUGAUCAUGUCGGGGGGAGGGAUGGAUGUGUCGUUCGCGAAGGACAACGACAAGAUCACGAGCAUUUUGUGGGUCGGUUACCCCGGCGAAGCCGGCGGUGCUGCAAUGGCGGACGUGAUUUUCGGGGACCAUAAUCCUAGUGGAAGAUUGCCAAUGACAUGGUAUCCGCAGUCAUACGUGGACGCCGUCCCAAUGACGAACAUGAACAUGAGGCCUGACCCGGCCACGGGCUACCCGGGCAGGACAUACCGCUUCUACACCGGGCCGACCGUGUACUCAUUCGGGGACGGGCUGAGCUACUCCGACUUCAGCCACCGUCUAGUCCAAGCGCCCCAGAUCAUGUCCGUGCCCUUAGAGGAAGGCCACGUUUGCCGCUCGUCGGCGUGCGAGUCGUUGGAAGCCACGGGCGAAAAGUGCUCGAAUUUGGCCUUCGACGUGCAUCUGAGAGUCGAGAACGUAGGAAGGUACAGCGGGAGCCACACGGUGUUCUUGUUCAGUAGCCCCCCAUCGGUGCACAGGUCGCCCCAGAAGCACUUGGUGGGCUUUGAGAAGGUGUUCUUGGCCUCGCAAAGCGAGGGACAAGUGCAGUUCAAGGUCGAUGUCUGCAAGGAUCUGAGCGUGGUCGACGAGGUCGGUCGCCGGAAGGUCGCCUUGGGGACGUAUGUCCUCCACGUCGGGGACUUGAAGCAUGCGCUGAGCGUGCGGAUUUGAUCGUCCGGCGCUCCCUGAACCCGCGGUGAAUUUUCAAGUUUUCGCGGAUCUUCGCCUGGACAUUUCCUGAACGAGAAAUCAAAGUGAUAAAAGUUUGAGAGAUGUUCGCAAGAACUGUCUCAACCAAUUCACAUGUAGCCAAUAUUGUUCAAAAGCAAAUGGAAGUUUUUGACUA